Acanthoscelides obtectus is the source of this 6684-nucleotide messenger RNA. NCBI's taxonomy places the organism in Eukaryota, Metazoa, Arthropoda, Insecta, Coleoptera, Chrysomelidae. The record is from the annotation of a GenBank genome assembly.
CUUAUGUGUAAGAAGAUGAGAAGAAGAAAGGAAGGGAGGAAAAAAGACUAUGAUAAAUGUCAAAACAAAGAAAUAUGGUGGCUGAGAUUUUAAUUAUUUUGACGUUUACGUUUUCUAUUUUUGCAAUCAUUUGAAAGCGCGAACAUGACGGAUAAUGAAUUAAAAAUGUGCUUUACGUGAUUCCAAUCACAUUUAAGAAGACUUGGCAGCUGAAAAUGAGCAAAUUCGUCGACUAUUUCUUUAUCAGUGGUCUGGACUAUAGCUCAGGUUUAGAACCUGACAAAUAUGCUGAGGAUAAUCUUCAUGUUUCCCCUUUGGAAAGAGCCUACAAAGGCAAAGUUCUUGCCCACUAUCCAGAAAAUGUGCAAUACAACCCUUUUGAUGAAUCAGCUGUAUGCUUGUUCUCUCUUCCAUGUGGACUGAAAUUCAGAACCCAGAAACAUUCUGUAACACAAGCUCCUAAUUUUCACUCAUUUGUAAUAACUAGAGAAGAUGGAAAGAGAUGUUAUGGUUUCAGUCUCAUUUUCUAUGAGGAAGUACGAAAUAGGGAUAUUUGUUCUGCAAUGCAGACUUUACAGGCAAUGUACAUUACUGAGCUCUCUAGUGGGUUAAAGCCAAGAAAUUUACAUAAUGUCCAAGUUCAGGGACCUCACUCACGGUCACUGCCCAGACAUUUCAAGCUUGCCCAAAACCAGAGUGGUGCAGCUCUUACAUAUUAUGACAUAUCCAAGGAUAAGCUAUUUGUGUCAAAGAGUAUAGGGAUUAUCACCCAGGUCGCAUACGUGCAGGCAGCUAAAAUAUUCUUAGAGAACUUGUAUAGAUGUGUGCCAAAAAAGUCUACAGCUAGUGGUCUCAGUUUAGAAAGCUAUGUAUUCAAUAUACUAUAUGAGGUUGAAUUGCCUGGUCCUGGCAAAAGCCUCCUUAUCCACCUGCCCCCCUCAGAUCCCCAAUUGCCCCCCGCUAGUGCCAUAAUCCAGAACCCUUCCCCUCCCUUGGAACUGCCCCAUUUGGAUUAUCCCAUGCGGAUGGUGUUCGUCUGGCUGGGGGUCGAUAUCGUCGUUCAGCUGUUCACAUGCUUGCUGCUUGAAUGCCAGGUGCUUCUCAGGAGUUCAGAUCCUCAUCGACUGAUGGUGGUGGCAGAAUGUGUAACUUCAUUACUGUUCCCAUUUACGUGGCCUCACGUGUAUGUGCCAAUACUGCCCGCCUCAUUGCAUCAUUUCUUAGACGCCCCAGUACCUUUUUUGAUGGGUCUGUAUACCUCAUCUGAUAACAUGAAGGUAGCAUCAGAAGCAAACCUCUGCUACGUGGACAUAGAUAAAUGCAAAGUUCAGCUACCUGAAGAAAUUGCAGCCUUUCCACAGCUUGAAGCAUUUUCUGCAGAAAUCUGGUCUGUUUUGGAUAAAUAUAACGUUCAUGUGCCAACUUCCGAACAGAACAGAAAUGCACAGGAAAUAAUGACGCGUAGUUGCACACUACCCGGUCGUCCACAGAACAGGCUAAAGCUGUCCGUUCACGACACUUUAGACAAUGAAAGGCCGCCAUCUCCACCUGGAUCGGCCAGGAGCGAGGCACUACAAAGGAUUGCGGAUAUCGUCAGAAGAACCGGCGUCGCUCUAGACCCAAACGAGUCCAAUCAACCCGUUGAUUCCUACGUGGAGGAUCUCAAGUUCAACAACUCGAUCAGGGAGAUAUUCCUAAACAGAUUUGUUCAUAUUUUCCAGUCGUACGAGAAUUUCGUCAUCGUUCCCAAUCAGGAUAAAGAAGAUUGGUUGAACAACAGGGAUUCCAUGCAGAAUUUUGACAAGGCCUCUUUCUUGUCAGACCAACCAGAACAAGAUAGACUCUUCCUGUGGAGAUUCCUUGAGUCGCAAAUGUUCGCCACAAUGAUUGAUAAUAAAAUUAUUUCUACUUGGGGGGAAGAUGAUAGUAACCUUGCAAUAUUCGACAACAGGAUAAAAAUCCUCAAGAAGAGAUACGGAGGAGAAAAUCUUAUGAGGUCUUUGAACUAUGAACCUUGUAUAACUGCCCACGACACUCAAGCCUUCAUCGACAGAAGGAUGGCAUAUCCAGAUUUCGAGUCGUCUUGUCCAAAAGAAAUUAUGACCUCGAGAACUAUCGUAUCCAGACAGUUCCCUAUUUUGGAUAAAGAGGUGUUGAACAAAACCCCUGUGGUCAACAAGGGUAGUAUUCCUAGAGCGAGUUCGUUAAGGAAGGGGUUGUCGUUUAAGUUGCCUUCUGGAAAUGGGGACAAAUCGAAAAGCACUCAGGAUAUGUCUCCGGCUCUCAUCGCACAGGCGAACUGGACCUUUGUGGAGAAACUGCUAAAAGAUUGCAAGGCGAAAACAAAAAGAAUGUUGUUGGCCAAACUUGGCGCGGAAGGUGUGACUUUAUCGAAUAGCAACGCUUCGGAUGGUGCCGUUGAAGAGAGCACGCUGGUGACGUCGUUGUGCGACUUCCUGGAAAGAGUCUGGUCGCACGGUUUGCAGAAAAAGCGUGGAAAAUCUGCGCUAUGGUCACAUCUACUGGCCUAUCAAGAAAAGUAUCAGCCGGUGUCUAAGAGAGAUAGCUAUUUGAAUACAGAUGAAAUGUCGCGGCUUUCUACGAAUUUAGAAAAUUGGUCGACGCAUUGCACUGAUGCCAAACUUAGAACUGAUUUACCCGAGUUGCCAACUUCGUUACUGUUUGACAUGGGCAAUAUUCAAGGCAUGGCCGAUGUGAAAACUGGCAUAGGCAUGGCCAGGGCCUGGGUUAGAUUAGCACUAGAAAAGAAGCAGUUGUCAAAGCACCUCAGAACGUUGUUGUCGGAUCAGAAUAUUUUACGUUCUCAGUACAAACGACUGGCCUUUCUAAGGUCAGAAGAGGAACGCGAACAGUUCCUCUACCAUCUGCUCUCUCUGAAUGCUGUAGAUUAUUUUUGUUUUACUACUACCUACCCUUCUACUGUGAUACCGUACCAGAUUGUGAUAGUACCUAACAAAAAAGGCACAACUUCCUCAGCGAACGUAUGGGUGGUUCUGUCUGGAACCCUAUCUGAAACUAACCGAAUCUCAGUACCAAAGGCAACUCUCAACUUUCCUUAUAAGCACCAGAAUCUGGGAGUGUUAACAACACUUAGAAUAGGUCAUGAUAAUACCGGGUUAUAUGCAAAAUGGAUGAUAGAUUAUAUUAUUGUAAGAAAUGACAUCACCGGACACACAUACAAAUUUCCGUGUGCUAGAUGGUUGGGUCGAGGUGUAGAUGACGGUUCGACAGAGAGACUGCUCGUAGGCACAUUGAUAUCGAAAAAAGACGAAAUAGAGGAGACGACAGCAGUUAGACAGGGCGGAAGUCUGGGAAGACCCUCCCCUAGAUCUCGAUCACCGGCUAUUCCCCAGAAAGCCGAAUUAAAACCAUCACAAAUACAGCACAUGCUAGGCGACUGUGUAAACAAAAUUGUGAAAUGGCACUACAGACGAAGCUCCGAAAGACAUACAACGCUAACAGCUCUGCUUUGUAGCGAAAAUGGACUAGUGUCUUGUCUCGAGAACGUGUUUUUACUUGGUUUCAAAUCGGGGAGACUUUUCAUGGGAAAACAUUACUUAUGGGACUAUUUUGUGAGAGUAAAAGAACAGUUUGAAAAUGAACUACUGGAAGAGCUGUCUGGUCACAAAUCGGCAAGUUUAGAACGGAAUCAUCAAGAAACCGUGGCUGUUUGGAGGUGUUACUGUCACUUGAUAGAAGAAAUAACACAGUCGAGUAAAAACUUGGGGAAAGAUGGAAAAUUCCAGCUCUUUAUAUGCCUUAGUGUGAGGGAGCACCUUCUCCAUAGAAUGCUGGUUCCAAUGUCGGUGUGCAAAGUAACCUUAGAGAUGUAUGAAGAAACCUCGUUUUUGAGGAAUAGGGGCUUGCUGACGUUUCUCAGACAGAUUCUUUUACCUUUAGACGAAUUAGAUGUGGUUCUUGAAAAAUCUGUGUCUCAUGGUAUAUCUUCACCUUCAUCUCAUCAUGUUUAGAUAAUUUUUUUGUAGUCGGUUACCAUUUUAGUACAGUCAAAUCGGAAAGUUACUAUGCAGAAUGACUAAUGUAUGAUACAUUAUUCUAGAAUUUUGAAUAGUGCAAUAAGAAAGUUUUCCAAAUCAAAGAAGUUUUUUAUGGUGUUAAUUAAUAUUACUUUUUCCGAAUUAUCAUACUUUGGGCAACAAGAAUUCUAUUUUUACCAGAUUAGCUGGUAUUUGAUUCUAUAUAUUUUUAUAUGUAUUUAGGGUUACUUUAUGUAGUUGUUAGUCUGUGAUUAUGAAGUUUUAGGUACAACACGUGUUUCUCCUAUUAUAAGGCCUGUGAUUAUUGGCAUCUUGAAAGACAAAUCUUAGAAUAGAUAUCUGAGCGCUUCGAAACUAGGGCGUCCCAUUAUUUCGAAUACUAUGUCACCUAGAGAAAAGUUUCAAAAAAACUGUGAGGUAUCACGAGGAAAAAUGCUGACUAUGACAUUAAUUACGACCGUCAGGGACAUUAAAAGGUCAAUUUAAUAUGUUCAAAUAGAAUCCUCCGUUUUUUACAUCAUAAUUGGAAAGAAGGAGAAAUUUUACAUCCAAGUAUGACCUUGGCAAUUACUAUGACCUUCAAGGCGAAUUCAAGGAAAAUUGAAAAUUUUCAAAUAGAACCCUCCGUUUUUUACAUCAGAAUUUGAAAGAGGGAGAAAUUUUACAUGCGAGUAUGACCUUAGUAAUGACUAUGACCUUCAAGGCGAUUUCAAGGUCAAGUCUAGACGUUGAAAACAAAUUGCUCCAACAAAAAUGUACGACAUGAGAGAUGUGAAGUUAUGCGAGUCGCCCAAAGGUGACUUUGUCGAUGACCUUGAUGACUAUUACCUUCAAGGUCAAGUCAGAAUUUUACAUCCGGCUGUGACCUUGACAAUGACUAUGACCUUCAAGGCGAUUUCAAUGUUAGGACGUUGAAAACAAUUUGCUCCAACAAAAAUGUACAUCGCAGAUGUGACGUUUGUGAGAGUCACCCAAAGGUGACCUUGAUGACCAUUACCUUCAAGGUCGUCAGAAUUUUACGUCCGGCUGUGGCCUUGGCAAUGACUAUGAUUUCAAAGUCAAGUGUAGACUAUGACCUUAAUGACCAUUACCUUCAAGGUCAAGUCAGAAUUUUACAUCCGAGUGUGAUCUUGACAAUGGCUAUGACCUUCAAGGCGAUUUCAAAGUCAAGACGUUGUAAACAAUUUGCUCUAAAAAAUAUGUGCAUCAAAGAUGUAACAUUUGUGAGAGUCACCCAAAUGUGACCUUCAAGGUCGUUAGGAUUUUACAUCCGGCUGUGACCUUGGCAAUGCCUAUGAUCUUCAAGGUCAAGUCUAGACGUUGAAAACAAUUUGCUCCAACCAAAAUGUACGACAUGAGAGAUGUGAGAAUAUGCGAGUCGUCCAAAGGUGACUUUGACGAGGACCUUCAAGGUCAAGUCAUAAUUUUACAUCCGAGUGUGACCUUGACAAUGGUUAUGGCCUUCAAGGCGAUUUCAAAGUUAAGACGUUGAAAACAAUUUGCUCCAACAAAAAUGUACAUCGUAGAUGUGACGUUUGUGAGAGUCACCCAAAUGUGACCUUGAUGACCAUUACCUUCAAGGUCGUUAGGAUUUUACAUCCGGCUGUGAUCUUGGCAAUACCUAUGAUCUUCAAGGUCAAGUCUAGACGUUGAAAACAAUUUGCUCCAACCAAAAUGUACGACAUGAGAGAUGUGAGAAUAUGCGAGUCGUCCAAAGGUGACUCUGACGAUUACCUUGAUGACCAUUACCUUCAAGAUCAAGUCAUAAUUUUACAUCCGGGUGUGACCUUGACAAUGACUAUGACCUUCAAGGCGAUUUCAAAGUCAAGACAUUGAAAACAAUUUGCUCUAACAAAUAUGUAAGGCAUGACAGAUGCGAGGUUGUGUAAGUCGCUCAAAGGUGCCUUUGAUGAUGAACUUAACCAUUACCUUCAAGGUCAAGAAAAAAUUUUAUACGUUUGAAUAUAAAAUUUCUUGCUGUCUGCAAUUUUAGCAUAAAAAUAUUAAUUUAUAAUUAAUAAUUUCGUCUUUACAAUUCCAGGAUAAGAAAGGGGGGUUUUAGUUGCAAAUAUUCGCUUACCCUUAGAAUGACCUUGAAGGUCGUGGUGAAGGCCACCUUCAUCAUACCCCUCCGAAAUCCUGCAACUUUUAUUUGAAACCUUUUGGCUGUGUAGUUUUCGAAAUAUUUAGGUGAGGAGUUUGGAAUGGGACUCCCGCCUGUAUGAUAAAUAGAGGCAGUAUAGUUAUAAGUUUCUAAGCUUUUUCAGCCUGACUUAUUUUCUGACAUUGGGAAUCCGAUUUUUACCCAAUUUUCACUAAAUAUUCUAUCGAAAAGGUGAAUAAAAAAUAUAUAAGCAGGCGUCUAAUUUGACUGUACUACGAAUCUAGUCUUUCUUGCCCUGAAUGUUUACCAAUGAUUGAUAUUAGGUUUUAAAGUGAUACUUUUUGUGUUAUUCCAUUGUGUACAUAAAAAACGUCGUGCAGAUCUGAAUAUUAUGUGUAAAUAUUAUAAUACGUUCUUUAUUUUUGCAUGAAGGUCAUAGAUAUAGAUAAUUUUUAUUUUAGCUUGAGGUCCAGUUGUUUUUAGGUGGCCUAAUCAAGCAUGUUCAACCGAGAAUGAUGUAAAAUGGAAAGUACCUAAUAAAAUAUAUUCUUGCCGAGAAAA